GUAGGGUGUCACCAGAGCUAUUUUGGCAAUGUACAGCCGCUAAUGAUUGUGAUCACAGAGCGGAGCGCGGAGCAGUUGCUUCGCUUUCCUUUUUUCCUCCCAGCGAGUUUGAUCGUGCAGCUCUCGCCAGCGCUGCAGGGAUUAGAGAGUUAACCGAAUGGCACGUCGGCUGCGCUUACAAUUUGCGUCGAGGAGAAGCAACACGGACCCUCUGUCAGAAAGCCUCAGCAGCCACGGCGAGGAGAGUGGAGUCGGUGCGUCAGCUCGGAGCGCCGCAGAGAGUCCGGCGCACGGCUCUGUCCACUUUAAGGUGACGCCGCUGUCCCCAGACUAUGCUAAUCCACAGCGGCACUCUUCAGUAUUCAUACCCAGGGUUAACACUGGAGGAUUUAAUAAGAAGAGCACUCUACAGAUCUUGCUGCAGCCUCGUGGAAAGCUUAGUGGAGAGCGAGAUGGCAGUAUAGAGGAUGGAGACCCAGGGGCCAGAGGAGGAGGAGGAGGAGGAGGAGGAGGAGCGGGCGGUGGCUCUGGCGGAGGCUCGUGCAGCAGCGGCAUGGCCAGCGAUGCCGGGUACUGUAGCAGCAACAGCAUCUUUGAGCCAGAGGCGUCAGAAAAGCACAGGACCACCCAGGAGAGGAGUCGACUCCGCUGCAAGUCAAAGGUCCCGUUGAGACGGUGCUACUCCUUGGUUAUAUUUCAGAAGAGCCCCUGCAACAGCCCGCCUGCUUCUCCAGUCUGCCCAAUGGCUCUGUCUGCUCUCCCACCCGUGAGGGGCUCUCAUCAGUCAUCGCCACAGACAGUAAAUUGCAAAGAGUCCACUACCACAGCGGUAAGCGGCCAGCGUCUCCCUAAAGGAAGCUGUUCCGCCGAGUUAAGGGACAUCAAGCACGUGGUGCAAUUUAAAAUUCCUUUCCAGGAAGAGCCAACAUGCAAAAUGGAGGACAGGAGUAAAAUCAGGGAAACGUCGUUAUCUUCAGACCGAUCGAAUCGGCACUCCAGCAGCGUGCUGCUGCACUUUGCCCACCAGAGACCAAUAGUGUCCGGCAAGGGAGCUGCAACCUCGGCUAAUGUGGAUAAUCCUGAGGCUCCUCACCACCCCGAUGGUGGACACAACCCUCGGAGAACACUGUACCGCAGUACUUCUGCCUGUUUGCUCUCCUCGACGAAACCAACAGAGAAAAAGGUCUGUUCAUCAGGGAAAGGACAGGAAGGGCCUGAGGAAAACAAUUGUCCCCGAGUCAUACAAAGGAGCUUUUCCCUGGAGGUGCCAUACGCCAGCACUGGAAUUUCAUGUCACGUUUCAAAUCCCAAACUCAGUAGUCCUCACACUCCACAUGUGCACAUUCAUUUGUCUCCUUGCUGCCCAGCUAAGUUGCCCAGCUCUUUUACUGAUGUCAACACAAGGCACGAAGGGAUUAACAUGCAAAAGAGUCCGGUUGAAAACACCAAGACACGGGAUGACUUUCUGGGACAGGUGGACGUUCCCUUAAACCAGAUACCGACAGAAAAUCCUAAUACAGAAAGGCCAUACACAUUCAAGGAUUUUCUGCUUCACCCACGAAGCCACAAGUCCAGAGUCAAAGGUCACCUGCGUCUCAAAAUGACAUAUCUGCCAAAAAACCCAGGCUCAGAAGAGGAAACGGCAGAACAGGCUGAGAACAUCGACCCUGGCUGGGAGUUUCUGGAGUCUCAGGACAUGUCGGGUCCCAGACAGAGCCAGCUGCUGCCUGCUCUGCCCUCUGGCUGGGAGGAGCGGGAGGACAACCUGGGAAGAACCUUCUUUGUCAAUCAUGAGAGCAGAAGCACACAGUGGACACGACCCACAACCCAGGAAGGUGAUGUGACCGUGCAAAGAAGGCCGAACAGUAAUAUGGAUGCGGAGCAAGCUUUCAAUACACGCAGAAGACAGAUCUCAGACCCAGAUGAGAACCCUGCACGAGAGUCUCCUGAGAGCUGGGAGAUCAUCACGGAGGACGAGUCCACCAUGUUCCACAGCAAUAACCCGCUCGCAUCGCCCCCACCACACGGGCCUGCAGAGUUCCAGCUGUUCCACGACGAGCUCAGAAACAGCACUCACUUUUCUGGGGCCACAGCUGUCGAGCCGCGCGCCUCCCACACGCAUCAUGCAACUAACUCAAGUCAUUCCAGUCGCAGAGGAAGUGCCCCAACUUCAACGGGAGAAGAACAUCCUGUUAACCCUGUGCAUAUUCCAACCGCAGCCGUGCUGCCUUCAGGAUGGGAGGAGAAGCGAGACAGUAAAGGAAGACGCUACUUUGUCAACCACAACAGUCGAAGCACUUCAUGGUCACGCCCCCUCAUUCAGAAAACCACAGAAGCACCAGCAGUAGUGGCACCAGCGGUAGCAGCAACAGCACCACCAGCAGCAGCAGCAGCACAGAGUGGUGCAGGUGUACCCCAGAGCCAGGCUCCACCCAUGUCCCCCGGGGACUCUCCCUCGCAGCACCCCCCAAGCACAGAGGCCACACAUGACUCUGGCUCCCUGCCGGCUGGUUGGGAGGUUCGCAGCGCUCCCAGUGGAAGACCCUUCUUCAUUAACCACAACACGAAGACUACUACCUGGGAGGAUCCCAGACAUCCCAAAAUUCCUGUGCUAAUGAGGAAGAGACCCUCACUCGACCCAUCUGAUCUCGGCCCUCUGCCGCCUGGCUGGGAAGAGAGGAUCCACAGUGAUGGGAGGAUAUUCUACAUCGACCACAACACCAAGAACACACAAUGGGAUGAUCCCAGACUGCAGAACUCAGCGAUAACCGGACCAGCAGUGCCUUAUUCCAGAGAUUAUAAACAGAAGUAUGAUUACUUCCGGAAGAAGCUGAAGAAGCCGGUGGACAUCCCGAACCGCUUUGAGUUGAAGCUGAAGCGGAAUGCGGUGCUGGAGGACUCGUACCGACGCAUCCUGUCAGUGAAGAGGGCCGACCUGCUGAAGGCAAGACUGUGGGUGGAGUUUGAAGGAGAAAAAGGACUGGACUAUGGCGGUGUGGCCAGGGAGUGGUUCUUCCUCAUGUCCAAGGAGAUGUUCAACCCGUACUACGGACUGUUUGAGUAUUCUGCCACAGACAACUACACACUGCAGAUUAACGCCAACUCAGGUUUAUGUAACGAGGACCACCUGUCAUACUUUAAGUUCAUCGGUCGGGUGGCGGGCAUGGCCGUGUAUCAUGGCAAACUGCUGGAUGCCUUCUUCAUUCGGCCUUUCUACAAGAUGAUGCUGCAGAAGCCGAUCAAUCUCCAGGACAUGGAGUCCGUUGACAAUGAAUAUUUCAACUCCUUGAAGUGGAUUUUGGAGAACGACCCGACGGACUUGGAUUUGAGGUUUGCCAUCGACGAAGAGCUGUUUGGACAGACCCACCAGCAUGAACUGAAGCCGGGCGGCUCAGAGAUCGUCAUCACUAACGACACCAAGAAGGAAUACAUCCAUCUGGUGAUGCAGUGGAGGUUUGUGAACAGGAUACAGAAGCAGAUGACCGCCUUCAAAGAGGGAUUCUUUGAGUUGAUACCACAAGAUGUGAUCAAGAUCUUUGAUGAGAACGAGCUCGAGCUGCUCAUGUGUGGUCUUGGAGAUGUCGAUGUGAACGACUGGAGAGAGAACACCAAGUACAAGAACAGCUACUGCUCCAACCACGCUGUUAUCCAGUGGUUUUGGAAAACGGUGCUGUUGAUGGAUGCAGAAAAAAGAAUCCGGCUCUUGCAGUUUGUGACGGGAACUUCCAGGGUCCCGAUGAAUGGCUUUGCUGAACUCUACGGGUCUAACGGACCACAGCUGUUCACCAUCGAGCAGUGGGGAACGCGUGAGAAACUCCCUCGAGCCCACACAUGCUUCAAUCGACUGGACCUGCCUCCUUACGAGUCCUUUGAGGAGCUGAGGGAGAAACUUCACAUCGCCAUCGAGAAUGCACAAGGCUUCGACGGGGUGGAUUAGAGCUCGUGGUGACUUUACUGCGCGAUGUGGUGAAGACGUGUAAUGAUGAGAAAAAACAAGCUGUGCGAGAGAAUGUUGUCUUAACCUGCCAGCUGUGUGACAGAUGAAGGACAGUCACACAACCUUCACGUUGGUCCUCUGUCGAGCCACAUGUGAAGAGAGGACAGUGCAUCUGGAGGAACGGGGUUAUUUAAUCACUCUACAUGUUUUAAAGUUUACAAAGAAAAAAUGCAAAGCUGUAUAUUGUAUGACAAAAACAUCUAACCUUUUUUAAAAAGUUUAAUUUGGGCUGAAUUGCCUCAGAAAGCGUUGCGCUCCGAUUCUCUCAUCAGGUACAUGUACGAUUUUGUCUUUGCGUUGUUUUUGGUGUUAACAUAAUUUCGGCUGUCGCUCCCAAAUCCCUGAACUCGUUGGAGUCAACAUUGUGUCAAAUGUUUUUCAACAAAAAAACUUAAAUAAUCAAUUGGCAAUUCAACCUGGAUUAAACAUGUUUUCCUAACAUUAAAUUCUAUACAUAAUUAUACAUUUUUCAUUCCAUCACACACAUAAACAUAUGCACCUCAAAAGCAUUGACAGUCGAACAUGUGCACGUUGUAGAUGCGUUUGAGCGAAUACACUUAAGGAAAGUGUCUAAUUUUAUUAGUAUAGUAGCGAUGUAAUAAUACCAGGACCAGCAAAAGGCUACAUUUAAUAUACUGUCGUUUGUAACUGACUUCAUGCAGUGUUAGAUUGUGUGAAAUUGUUAGGCACAAUUGUACAUAUCGACAUGAGCUAAUUGAAUAUCAUCCAAAAAAACUAAACUGUAGAUAUGAAUUGAACUUUACCUUCUCCAAAAUUAUAAAGUUAGAAAUAACGGUUAUUGGUGCACCUCCUACAUUAAUACAUAUUUCAACGCUAACUUUGUGUAUCAGAGAAUUAAACAAAUGUAUUCACGCAUAAUAUCCAACAGGCUUACCUUUAUCACAAACGUUGCAUACAAUAAUGUUAGAAAUUCAGUUUUGUCAAUGAGUGAUUUUGUUUUGUUUUCCUCGACUCGUGUUUGUCUAAUUGCAGCACGGUGCUCUAUUUUUAAGAGUACAACUUUAAAAAUUGUUGGUUGUCAAAAUAUGUACAGAUUAUUGUCCGCUUUCAAAAUGAGUAAUCACUUGUUAAUACCUUUUGUAGGAACGCAACUGUUCUUUCGCAGUAGUUUUAAUAUUUUCUGAAUGGCAACACGUGUUUACACGACCUGCCGUGUUUACAGGUCAUUGAUAAAAGAAGAUAUCGUGGGCUGGUUCUUGUCUCUGACAACACAAUUUUAUACUUUAUGCUUUUAUACAGUCAAGCACUUUGUUGAUAUCGAUGAGUCUUACUUCUAAACUGUCUGAAUCUUUGCCAAUCUGUCACCUGCAGACCGCUUGAAUCGCUCUUUAAGAAAAUGAUCCUAUGCUUCAAGUGCACGUCUUUAAAUGUUUACAUGUGAACAUUGCUGAAAAUAAGCACAUUCUCUUCUUUCACUUAUAUAUAAAGUUAAAUACAGAGGCCUUCGUUUGUAAUGUAUUGUAGAAUUUGAUUAUUAAUGUUUUAAUCUCUAAAUGUAAGUACUGUUAUAUAGCUAUUGUCUACUGAAGAAUAUUGAAUAGAUCAACACUUAAGUUCUGAAAUAUCAGAUUUGUAUUAUUAUAGAAAUUAAUUAAAACACCUAUAAGUGCAUUAAAACAACAACAUACAUAUAAGAGAGUUAAAAGGGUUGAAUCAACGGUAGCUGUCGAAUCCCCAUUUGAUGGCAUAUAGCACACCAAAUUCAAUACAAAUAUAUUUGAAAAAUAAAGAAAUAUAAAAAGUUA
This is a messenger RNA of Pseudoliparis swirei, 5763 nucleotides long. RefSeq names its product NEDD4 E3 ubiquitin protein ligase a (gene nedd4a). Gene Ontology annotation, biological process: neuromuscular junction development; receptor internalization; receptor catabolic process. Gene Ontology annotation, molecular function: ubiquitin protein ligase activity; sodium channel inhibitor activity; protein binding. The record is from RefSeq and is a predicted model, not a curated record. The coding region runs from base 158 to 3937 and encodes 1259 amino acids. The transcript is spliced from 25 exons. Lineage: Eukaryota; Metazoa; Chordata; Actinopteri; Perciformes; Liparidae.